AUGUCCGACGACAAGAAGAACAACAGCAAGAUCCUCGACUUCGAGGAUGUCCCACGCGAACGCACCGAUGCUCCCAGACCCGACUUCUCCAAACCUCUGCCCCGCAAAAGACUACCUGCCGCUCUGCAAGACACACUGGACAAUGAAGAAAAGCUGUGGGAGACCAUGUACGAGGGUCAUGCCCAAGAGUCCACAGAGAGCUCCGUCCGUUACGCUGGUUAUGCUUCGAGGGUUCGCACCAUCUUGCUGUCUGCCCACCGUUACGUUGCAUAUACCAGUGAUAUCGGCGAGAGUUUCAGACCUAUUGCCCAUCCUUACCUCAUCAAGGGUGCGUAUGGUGUUUCUUGGGCAUACCUCAUCGGUGAUGUCUCCCACGAAGGCUACAAGGCCUACCUUCGUAACCAGCGUGUAAUCAAUGGCGAGGCCGCCGAGGACAUGACUGUUGUAAGCAGUGACAAGCCCGAACAAACAAAACUCGGCUCUGCUGUCUCUGCCGUCACUGGCCUCAAUGUUGCUCAAAACACUCCUGGCAAGGUUCCUCUCAUCGAGGACUACAGAACUGUCAUGGCGCAAAGAGCCAUCUUCCAAGGUGUUGCCAGUAUGGGUCUGCCCGCAUUCACCAUCCACUCGAUCGUGAAGUAUGCUGGUAAGGCUUUGAAGAACAACUCAAACGUAAAGCUCCGAACAUGGGGUCCCAUCGGCUUGGGUCUUGCCGCUGUCCCUGCCCUUCCUUUCAUGUUCGAUGAGCCCGUCGAGCACGCUGUUGAGUGGGUCUUCCACAAGGCUUUCUCAUCAGUCGGUGGAGACGCCGCUGUACAUGGUCGUCCCGAAACAGGCAGGUCUGCUCUGUCUCAAAUAGAGUCCAAGGCUGGUGCCGCUAAAGAGAAGGAAUUGUAG
Molecule: messenger RNA, 897 nt
Organism: Aureobasidium pullulans EXF-150
Lineage: Eukaryota; Fungi; Ascomycota; Dothideomycetes; Dothideales; Saccotheciaceae
Exons: 2
Coding region: 1-897 (298 amino acids)
Biological process (GO): mitochondrial fission
Cellular component (GO): mitochondrion
Source: RefSeq, a predicted model, not a curated record